Messenger RNA from Venturia canescens, 2887 nucleotides. RefSeq names its product retinoid-inducible serine carboxypeptidase-like. NCBI's taxonomy places the organism in Eukaryota, Metazoa, Arthropoda, Insecta, Hymenoptera, Ichneumonidae. Gene Ontology annotation, molecular function: serine-type carboxypeptidase activity. The record is from RefSeq and is a predicted model, not a curated record. Bases 122 to 1471 code for a protein of 449 amino acids. The transcript is spliced from 9 exons. Gene Ontology annotation, biological process: proteolysis.
CAACGCGUUGGAGCGACGCGUCGUUUAGAAACAGUGAAGAAUUUUCAGUAACCCAGUCUUUGAAGAGUCAGAGAACUCUUGACCAUAGUUCGAGUGCGAUCGGUCAACGUUAUUUUCUGCGAUGCAUUUUCACGGAGGUGUCGUAGCAAUCCUGUCCAUCCAAUUGAUCAUCUUCGCUGGAGUUAUUGACCAUGCCGAAGGAAGAAAAGGUUUCAAUGGAAGCGAGCAGGAAUGGGGCUUCGUGACCGUUCGACCCAAAGCUCAAAUGUUUUGGUGGCUCUAUUACACGACCUCUGACGAGGUGACAGAUGUACACGACAAACCGCUACUGAUAUGGCUUCAAGGUGGGCCCGGUGCUUCGUCAACCGGUUACGGAAACUUUGAAGAAUUUGGACCACUCGACUUGCAACUGAAUCCUAGAAACCACACAUGGGUCAAGGAUUACAAUGUGCUGUUCAUCGACAACCCGGUCGGUUCUGGAUUCAGCUACGCUGAGACUCCAACCGCUUUCGCGAAGACCAAUGCUCAGAUCGCCAGCGAUCUCGUCGAAUGCAUUAGAGGAUUUUACAACGAACUGCCAAAAUGGUUACCCGUGCCAGUCUACAUAACGGCUGAGUCCUACGGUGGAAAAAUGACUGUUGAAUUUGCACUCGAAUGGGACAAAGCACAAAAGGCUGGAACAAUCAAGAGCAACUUGCAGGGAGUUCUGCUCAUCGAUUCGUGGAUCUCGCCGAUCGAUUCUGUACUUUCAUGGGGAACUUUCUUGCUCAAUACUGGCAUGGUCGAUGCUCAAGGUUACGAGAAAAUCGAAGCGUCCGCACAACUGACAAAAGAGGCGGUGGAAAAUGAACAGUGGACUGCAGCGACGAGGCUGUGGUCGGGAACGGAAGGAGUCAUCAUGAGAGUGACAGGAAACAUCGACUUUUAUAACAUUUUGUACAAAAUGAGUUGGUCUACUUUUAAAUCAUCGUCGCAGCCAUUCAAACCGAUUUUGCCGUCUGGAGCAUCGAGAGAAGUUGACACCGACGCGCUCUUGGACGCAUUGAUGAACAACGAGGUUAAAAGCGCUCUGGGCAUCGCGAAAGACGUUGUUUGGGGAUCGCAAAGCAACAGUGUUUUCAGCUAUCUCGGUGCUGAUUUCAUGAAGCCUGCUACCGAUAAAGUCGAACAAUUACUGAACGAGACCGACAUCCACGUGUUCGUAAUCACCGGCCAAAUGGACUUGAUAGUUGCAACGCCAGGUACCAUCGCGUGGGUCGAAAGACUCAAGUGGAAAAACUCAACCGAAUGGCACAAAGCGCCAAGAAAUCCAUUUGCUGUGGACGGCAUCAUCGAGGGUUACCUCAAAGAGUACGGAAACUUGAAAAUGUAUUGGGUCAACAGAUCCGGACACAUGGUCCCAAAGGACAACCCCGCAGCGACAGCAGCAAUGCUCAAACAUCUAACUGCCAAUGGGAAGCGUAUCGAAUGAAACGAAACGUCGGUAGCUUGGACGUUGACACUUGGAAGAAAAUGGAGUUCGAGAGAUACCAUGGAAACGAGUGGAAAAAUGCUUAGUUUUUAAACAGAAUAAUUUUAGUUUCGUCUAUUUACAACUCCCGAGUUACGGUAGAAUAAUAUCGAGGCAAUUCUUAAUUGCCCAUGAAGAAACUGCAGCAUCGUUUAUGAGCGUAUAAACGAAUUGGUGGCUAACGCCAAAGAAAACAUUGGCGGUUGGAAAAAAAGGGAAAAGCAAACGCAUAUUGCGAACAGUUUGGAUAGCGAUAUAAGAGAACGGAAAAUCCUGUGUUUGGAUUUUUAUCGUGCGAAUUUCAGCGGUGAAGCACGAAUCGGAGCUUUUGCCAAUCGCGGGGACAAACGAGUUUCGCGUAUUCGAAAAUAGAUUUUUUUUGGUCCCCAUUCAAUGCAACGACACGAAAGAAAAACAAAAUAAUAAAAAGAGAGCAAAAGCGAAUAUUCGGUUCGAUAUUGAUUACUAAAUAUUUUUCAAGAGACUCGAAAAUUUGCGAAAACUGAACCAAGUAAUUGGCCUAAUUACCGAAACUUUAAAUCAAUGUCAAUGCUAUCUUGACUCAAACUUUUUUUAAACGAUUGACCACGAGAAAAGGACGAGCAAUAUUCACGAUGUGAUCAAAUAAACUGAAUUAUUUACAACUAAACAAACGAACAGUUGAAUCCACGUAAGCCAAAAAAUUCCACAUCAACGGAACGGAAUUCCAUCUAAAUGAACUUGCUCCCUCAUUGAUGGAAAUUCUGUCAAUCGAUUAUUCGCCGGAAAAUCAAGCCCAAUUCCCAUGGCAUGGUUGAAUAGACAAAACCAUUGCGACGAUUCGCGAAUCCCCUCAUUUUAGUCGGUUUCACAAUACGGUCGAAGAAACACUACUAAAUCAUUAGCAAUUCAACAAAGUUGAAAUAGUCGAAGCCCCUAAUCGUUCGCGUCCAUCGAAAUGGGUUUGCUUCCACAAACGAUUUUUCUUGCAGUGAGUAGCUUGUUUUCGACUGUUUAACUUUGGUGGCCAACGAAUAUAAUGCUUACGACUAAGCUACGCAGAUCGUUUUGGUAUAAUUACCGCGAGUCUGUUUACACGGUUGGUCUCGCGGUUAUACUGCCGGUGAGCCAGGAAGAACUAGAGAGCGUGGGUGUCAGGACAGCAUGUGUGUAAACAGCAAUAAAACACCGAAGCUAUAGCGCACAGCCUACGAUACGGUGGCUUCCAGGGGAUUUCGGAAUUACGAACUACUGACUCCUGCGUAACGAGAGGAGCUUGCACACUCCGUCGUGCAACUCGCCCGCGGAGGCGGAGCUUCAAAUGUCGAACGGUAUAUUUAACCCUGAGAAAUAUUGUAAAUUACUGUGAAAAAUAAUAAAACUCGGUUAAAGCAUAAA